AUGAAACGGAUUAUACUUUCAUUUUUAGCUUGGUCCUUGUUGACCCAUUAUCUCGUCACCUCUCACGACUCGUCACCUGGUCGUCGAGCAAGCUUCGGUCCUGAACUUAAUCACCGAAAAUAUGAAGCCCCUUCAAUAAUUCACUAUGGAACUUUUUCGGGUUUUAGCACCGCCGACUCCCGAGAAAUUGCGAAGAACUUUGUUUCAACACGAUUGCAUCCAAAUGCUGACUUUAUCAUCAAGGACAUUUACAAAUCCGAACACAAUGGCGUCACUCACGUUUAUUUCAAACAGGUUUUCAACGGCUUAAUCGUGACCAAUGCUGAUUUAAAUGUCAAUAUUGACCGAUUUGGUAGAAUAAUAUCUUAUGGUGAUUCGUUCGUCGUUCCAAGGCCAAAGCCAAGAGAGGGAAUUUCCAAUCAAGGGAAUGACGAUGACGAUAAUUUCAUCGGUGGUCAAUUUCGUUCUCAAUUUACACUCGGCAGCGAGGAUGGUGACAACCCCAUCCUUCUUCCAGGUAAACACGUGACCAGGGAAGAACUGUAUUAUCACGUAAACGAUGAAGUUGGCGAGAUCAUCUCUCCCGAGAGAGCAUUGGAAUAUUUCGCGCGUUUCGUAAAUAAAGAAAUGACGCAUCCGGAAAAGUUUGAGUACACGGAAUACAGUAGCCUCGACGGCAAUGAUCAAGCCCUUUUAAUUUCCAAUGUACCGUUCGCUCUUUCCGACGUGAGAAUGAGUCAAUCCUACAUCCAGAUGGAUGAUCAAUCGUUGUCACUCACUUGGGACAUCCAAAUUGAGAUGGAAGAUAAUUGGUAUAAUGCUCAUCUGAACGCCUACACCGGUGACGUCAUAUCUCUCGUUGAUUGGGUAGCGGACGCCGCGUACAAUGUAUUCCCCCUGGGUAUCAACGAUCCGUCGGACGGCGAUAGAAAAUUGUUAGAAGAUCCUUAUGAUCUAGUGGCUUCCCCCUAUGGUUGGCACACUCAGGGUAAAAAAAAUUUUACCAACACCAUCGGGAAUAACGUUUAUGCUCAUGAAAACUUGAAAGGAAGACGUGACUGGGAGGAUAACUAUCGUCCGGAAGGUGGUGACCUGUUGACCUUUGAUUUUCCGCUGGAUUUGAACCAAGCUCCCAACACUUACAUCGAUGCUUCGGUCACAAAUCUAUUUUACUGGAACAAUAUCAUUCACGAUUUGUUCUAUCGGUAUGGAUUCAACGAGAUCGCCGGCAAUUUUCAAAAAAACAAUUAUGGCAAAGGUGGAAAAGGUGGGGAUCCCGUGAUCGCCAAUGCACAAGACGGAUCUGGAUUCAACAAUGCCAAUUUCGCGACACCUCCGGAUGGCCAGAAUGGAAAAAUGCGUAUGUACGUUUGGGACAUUUCUGAUCCGUGGCGUGAUGGCGAUUUGGAAUCCGGCAUUAUCAUCCACGAAUAUUCUCACGGUAUUUCCACGAGAUUAACCGGUGGACCCGCAAACAGCAAUUGCCUUGGAUGGGGUGAAGCGGGUGGAAUGGGUGAAGGUUGGGGUGACUUCUUCGCCACCAUAUUACGAAUGAAUUCAACUAUUGAUCGCACAAGGGAUUUCGGCAUGGGCGACUGGGCAAACGGCGGUGAAGGCAUAAGAAAGUACAUGACCAACCCAGAAACCUUUUCGUAUCUGGACAAACCAGGAUACUGGGGAGUUCACGCUAAAGGAGCGGUUUGGGCGGAACUGUUGUACGAAGUAUAUUGGAAUCUUGUGGACAAACACGGAUUCACUCCCGACUGGUUCCCACCGACUGACAAUCAUCCAACAUCCUUGGCCAAAUGGUAUUCCCGAAAAUCUCUUAACAAGAAAAUUAGAACGCCCAAGCAUGGCAACACUCUGACCCUACAAUUGGUGGUGGACGGAUUGAAAUUACAGCCAUGUCGACCGACAUUUAUCGACGCCAGGGAUGCGAUCAUUCAAGCCGAUGAAUUGCUAACAGGUGGUGAGAAUGCAUGUGAAAUUUGGCGAGGAUUUGCAAAGAGGGGACUUGGAUUGAAAGCGAAGAUUGUUGGUGGCACUCCUUGGGGAGGCGGUAUCCGGAAGGAGAGUAAUACCAUCCCCGAGAGAUUAUAUAGGGAUUUGCUCAUAGAAAUCGCCAGCUUUCUAGAAAGAACGCAACACUAG
This is a messenger RNA of Acaulospora colombiana, 2151 nucleotides long. NCBI's taxonomy places the organism in Eukaryota, Fungi, Glomeromycota, Glomeromycetes, Diversisporales, Acaulosporaceae. The record is from the annotation of a GenBank genome assembly.